Messenger RNA from Menidia menidia (Atlantic silverside), 768 nucleotides. Lineage: Eukaryota; Metazoa; Chordata; Actinopteri; Atheriniformes; Atherinopsidae. The record is from the annotation of a GenBank genome assembly.
AUGCUUGUUUACCUGUACCAGAAAAUUUUUUUUUAUCUGUCAUUUUUUACCUUCUUAGAGCUGCCAGAAAACUGGACAGACACAAAAGAGACCCUGCUGGAGGGGAUGAUGUUCAAUGUAAAGUACCUUGGUAUGACUCUGGUGGGCCAACCUAAAGGAGAGGACAUGGCUUCAGCAGCCAUUCGCAGAAUUGUUGCUACGGCCAGAGCCAGCGCUAAGAAGUUUCGGAAAGUAACACUGACGGUGUCACCAAAAGGCAUCAUCAUCACAGACACAGAGACUACAGACCUCAUAGAGAAUGUCUCCAUAUACAGAAUAUCAUACUGCACUGCAGAUAAAACUCAGGAUAAGGUCUUUGCAUACGUUUCUCAGAGUCAGUUCAAUGAGACAUUGGAGUGCCAUGCGUUUCUUUGCCAAAAAAGGAAAAUUGCUCAGGCUGUGACCUUAACAGUAGCGCAGGCCUUUAAGGUGGCCCUGGAUCUCUGGGAGAUUGCUCAGGAAGACAAAACCAAGAAGGCUGGGACUUGCUGCUCAUGUGCAGCUAGCGGGCAAGCAGAGACGACAGAGGCACAGUGUGUUCCAGCAGCUUCUUUUCCGCACCUGCCAUCCCCCACACACCCUGCAGCACAUAAGCCGGUCGGGAUGGAGGACAAGCUCCGGAGGCCCUUCUUCUCUGCCUCUCUCAGCUCGCCGUCACCUCGGAGUAACCCCACUCGAAGGCGACCAAUCAAACAUGACUCUUGGGUGGGUUUCUACACUGAGCUUUAA